AAGGAUGUACCAAGAAAUGUUUUGUCUGGCUCGCGGCAUCGAAGCCAUUCGCCUACUAGAAAUUGAUUCUCAAGACGAAACCGCUUUCCAAAGAAGCAGCGUUUCGCGCAGACGCGUCAACAGUCAACAAAGGCCCAUCUUCAAGAGGGGUCAAAGCGCUAGAAGAAAUUUCGAAAAAUGCAUCGAAAGAUGCGGAAUUAUCGAAGAAAACGUCAAUGAUGUCAGGAAUAAUUAUUUGAAAGAGUACUGGAAAUGCUUGAAUCAGUUGAAAAUGAUGAAAAUCGAUCGGAAGAAAAUUAAUCGAAACGUGGAUUACAAGCAGAUGAAGACGAAAGUGUUAAAAGACAAAAAUGACAGUGUAAAUAAUGUGAAAGACAAAACGGUGCCGUGGGUGUUGCGGUGGAGACACAGAAGGAUACAUCCGGUGUGUGAUAUCAGGUAA
Molecule: messenger RNA, 442 nt
Organism: Psylliodes chrysocephalus
Lineage: Eukaryota; Metazoa; Arthropoda; Insecta; Coleoptera; Chrysomelidae
Source: the annotation of a GenBank genome assembly